CCAACGUUCAACCAGCUAGUAUCAGCUAAGAUGAUAAGGUGUUCGCUCUUAUCAGCUAGAUUUUAUAGCCACUAAUUCCGAAUGGGCUCGGACUCAUGGACACACCGUAAACGGGUUCCGUUCGACGAUUUUCGUGGCAAAACAAAUUUAUCUGAACAGUAUCGUACAACAAAUUGGAAUUGUGUUCCCAAGCUGUAAAGCACUGACUUAUCAUUAAUAAUCAUUCAAUUCACCCCCAACCAAAUUGAGCGACUUUACUCUCGCUUCACCUCGUUGGAUCGCAACGAUUGCGGAACCCUGUCCCGGGAGGAUCUGAUGCGAAUCCCGGAACUAGCCAUUAAUCCGCUGUGCGAGCGAAUAGUUCACUCCUUCUUUGCUGAGAGCAAUGACGAUCGGGUGAACUUCCGGCAGUUCAUGAACGUACUGGCGCACUUUCGGCCGCUGAGGGAUAACAAGCAGAGCAAGCUCAACAGCCGAGAGGAGAAGCUAAAGUUCGCCUUCAAGAUGUACGAUCUGGAUGACGAUGGUGUGAUCAGCAGAGACGAGCUACUGUCCAUCCUGCACAUGAUGGUAGGCGCGAACAUAAGCCAGGACCAGUUGGUCAGCAUUGCGGAGAGGACGAUCCUGGAGGCAGACCUUUGCUGCCAGGGUAAGAUCUCGUUCGAAGACUUCUGCAAAGCUCUGGACCGCACUGACGUGGACCAGAAGAUGUCUAUACGGUUUCUCAACUAAGCUGGAUUUAGGGAUCACGAGGAAAAAUCAAGCUUCAUAGUCAGUGUGUACCAAAUAGUUUAGAAUGAAGUAAGUCGAGAGGCAUUCCGGCGGGUUUCUGAAACCUCUGAUGAUUUAAAAACAGAGGUUGUUGUUCUUAUUAUACCAGAAGUGUUUUUUGAACAUUUAAGAGUUUCAAUUUAAUAAAAGUGUUGCACAUUUUUUUAAACCUCUGGAAUUUGCAUGAAGCUUGUCUAAGGUAUUAUAGUUUUGAGGUCAUUAUUUGUUUUGAUCACAGGUGCUACUGACACCUUUACAAAUAGAACCAAUUGUUUGGUAUCUCACUGUUUAAUGUGUCCGGAAAUCUGAUCAAAUAUUAAUGAUAAAAAUAAAAAAAAAAACUUUUGUUGUCUUAUUUCUACUUUCCAAACUAGUGUUUAAAGUCUUGUAGGUUUCAGGAACGCGCCGGAUAUAUUUGUAUUAGUAGUUAAAGAAAGAUGUGCAGAUUUCAUUUUGUUAUUACCUUGUUUUUAUAACUACAAACUCAUUCCACUCAACGUAAAUUAUUACCUUGUGUUCAUCCGCUUACGAAUAAAAGCAACGCGGAUUAACAUAAUUUGAAUAGUUUAUUGCGUUAUCAGACGAUCAAUUGGAAUAAAGUUGGUGUAUAAUUGUAA
Messenger RNA from Drosophila yakuba, 1388 nucleotides. It is a transcript of the gene elm, whose product is annotated as calcineurin B homologous protein 1. Gene Ontology annotation, molecular function: calcium ion binding. The record is from RefSeq and is a predicted model, not a curated record. NCBI's taxonomy places the organism in Eukaryota, Metazoa, Arthropoda, Insecta, Diptera, Drosophilidae. Bases 316 to 732 code for a protein of 138 amino acids. The transcript is spliced from 2 exons.